Suncus etruscus (white-toothed pygmy shrew) is the source of this 1449-nucleotide messenger RNA. It is a transcript of the gene RCAN3, whose product is annotated as RCAN family member 3. Gene Ontology annotation, molecular function: nucleic acid binding; calcium-dependent protein serine/threonine phosphatase regulator activity. The transcript is spliced from 5 exons. Gene Ontology annotation, cellular component: nucleus; cytoplasm. Gene Ontology annotation, biological process: calcium-mediated signaling. The coding region runs from base 246 to 959 and encodes 237 amino acids. The record is from RefSeq and is a predicted model, not a curated record. Lineage: Eukaryota; Metazoa; Chordata; Mammalia; Eulipotyphla; Soricidae.
GGGAGCUCGUGCGGCCGCCGGCAUCGAGGGCGUGACCGCGAGGGUGCGGGUCCCUGCGAGCUCCGAGCCGGCUGCUGCCGGAAGCGUCCGCGCUAGUCCAGCUGCUGCAGGUGAACGCCGGGUUUUCCUUGGCCCCCGUCGGGCCGCUCCGGCCUCUCCCUCGCAGCCUUCCUCACUGCCCGGCGCCUAGUACAUACCUGGUAGACAAAACUUAAGAAAGGGAAAACAGCUGCUUGUAGGGAGUCAUGCUGAGGGACACUAUGAAAUCUUGGAAUGAUAGCCAGUCAGACCUCUGCAACAGUGAUCAGGAAGAGGAAGAAGAGAUGAUCUUUGGUGAAAACGAAGAUGAUUUGGAAGAGAUGAUGGAUUUAAGUGAUCUGCCUACCUCACUUUUUGCUUGUAGUGUCCACGAAGCAGUGUUUGAAGUGCAAGAGCAGAAGGAGAGAUUUGAAACACUUUUCACCAUCUAUGAUGACCAUGUCACAUUUCAGUUGUUUAAAAGCUUUAGAAGAGUUAGAAUCAACUUCAGCAAACCUGAAGCAGCAGCACGAGCACGGAUAGAACUCCAUGAGACAGACUUCAAUGGGAAGAAGCUGAAGCUGUAUUUUGCACAGGUUCAGACUUCUGGUGAAACCCAGGAUAAAUCCUAUUUACUGCCACCGCAACCAACCAAACAGUUCCUCAUCUCCCCACCAGCUUCUCCUCCAGUGGGCUGGAAACAGGGCGAAGAUGCCACACCACUUAUCAAUUACGAUUUACUCUGUGCUGUCUCUAAACUGGGGCCAGGAGAGAAAUACGAACUUCAUGCAGGAACCGAGUCCACACCCAGUGUGGUGGUUCAUGUCUGUGAAAGUGAAACUGAGGAGGAAGAAGAAACCAAAGUUCCCAAACAGAAAAUCACCCAGACCAGGCGUCCAGAAACUCCAAACACAGCAGCCAUUGAGCCUCAGCCCUUCUGACUGAACACUGAGGCCUCUGGGUAGUGGAGGCAGCUGCCUUCCUGCUCUUCAGUAUCGGGAAUCCUACCUCCUGCUGAUCUCAGCAUUGCUGCUCAUGAGUGGGUGAAACAAAAGUAGUGUGCCCAUUCUUGUGUGCUCAGUGGAGAGGUGGCCGCUAAUUGUACCUGCUCACAAUGGCAACCGAUACUCACAACAGCACUUUAAAGGAUUUGUCCCAACACGUGGCAAAUCUUGAUCAUUUCUAAACAGUAGCAAUUUCUCCCUGGCCAUGUUCAUUCCUCCAGUCCUGCAUAGUAUGGUGGAGCCUAAAACUGAAGUUGUAGUCAUUGAGUACAGAACCAUUUGUAUGGAUUUAAAAAUAGUCUUAGAAUUUUAAUAAUCUCGUGUGGGUAUUUUUGUACUGAUGUGAUAGCUUCUCACUAACCUAUUGAUCAGAGGUGAAUUGUUUGAUUCAGCAUACAUAAAUUUUUGGUUUUGCAUGAGUGUAGAC